AUGCACAAGGCAGAAAAAUCCACCAGCCUCAUGGGCAUACGUGCGCUUCCGACUCGGCGCUGCUGUAGCAACGGCGGCACGUGCGUGCUGGGCAGCUUUUGCGUGUGUCCUGCCCCCUUCACCGGCCGCUACUGUGAGCACGACCAGAGGCGCAGCCAGUGCGGCGCCCUAGAGCACGGAGCAUGGACCUUUCGCGAUUGCCGCCUGUGCCGCUGCGUCUUCGCCGCGCUGCAUUGCCUGCCCCACCAGCCACCUGGCCACUGUGACCUGAAAGACCUUCUGGCGUCAUAUUCUCCUGGGCCAAGCGCACAGCGCCUACUGAGUGGCCUCCUUCUUCCCUGCCUCCUGCUGCAGCGUGUCCUCCAGGACUCAGGGCUACUCAGCGCGCUCUGA
Molecule: messenger RNA, 393 nt
Organism: Condylura cristata (star-nosed mole)
Lineage: Eukaryota; Metazoa; Chordata; Mammalia; Eulipotyphla; Talpidae
Product: cryptic protein-like
Exons: 4
Coding region: 1-393 (130 amino acids)
Source: RefSeq, a predicted model, not a curated record